CAAAACCACCCCAUUCAACCCCUCCCCCCGCCAUUCAGGCUUCGCAAGAGCAGAAGCCCAGCCAAUCGCCAAGACCGUGCAUUGGCCGUCGAAUCCGCCGCCAAAACAGCAAAAUCUGCGCCGAAACCUCAACGACACUCCAUCAAGGGACCAGAUUUUGCCCAUCAAAAUAUCACCCACGACGCGAGUUUUCCAUCAAAAAACUCGACGGUUCGAUUUCGCAUGCAAUCCCGCAUGAGAUAAAAAAAAAUUUCGUCGGGGUUUCCCCAGGCCUUUCUGCCGCAAUUGCCCACACCUUCACCAUGGCGACCCGCAAGGUUCGGUACAAGAAACUGAGUGUCAAAACACAACUUGCGGUGCUCAGGGAGGAUCAAAUUGAAGCCUCUGAGUAUGAAUCACUCACUUCCGAAAACCAAAUAGCCACCGGUGUCGAACAGGCCGAGGAAAAUGAAUACCAUCUUCAAGCUGUGCUCAAGGGGGCAGGAGUCGCCGCCGACCAGGAGAUUCCUGUCCCCCCUCCACAGCAGAGUGAACUGGAUUACGACCAGUUCUACCCUCAAAAGGUGGCCAAGACAUCCACGUAUAUCCGUUUUUCCCAAACGGUAGAAGAAUGCAUCAGUUGCUUGUAUGACAUGACCGAGGACGAUGAGACGUUCCUCAAGUCCUACAACAUGAAACUGACCCCGUCUGCUCGUCUCUCCGAAGAUGAUUUCGAGAGGAUCAUGGACGUGUAUGAGGACAUGGCGGCGAACAUAACGCCGUUCUCGGCCAUAGACCAGACAGUGCCGUCGUAUCAGGAGAUGUUGCGAGGACUGGAGCCAUUAGACAGCACAAAAGUCAUGGUUCAUGCCAAGCAGAUAUAUGAGUACUGGAAGUCGCGCCGCGAAAUCAGCAAAAACCGACCGCUCAACCCUACACUGAAAUUCGAGACACAUGCGGAAAGCGACGAGCUUGAUCCCUACGUCUGCUUUCGCCGAAGAGAGAUUCGUCAAACUCGCAAAACGAGGGCAAGAGAUGUCCAGAGUGCGGACAAACUCAAGCGGCUGCGGAAGGAGCUGGAGGAAGGUCGUCAACUCAUCCUGGCAGCCCACAACCGGGAAUUGCUCAAGGCAGAUAUGCUCAAGGUAGAGCGAGCCAUCUUCGAUCAACGAGCCAUCAUCAAGGAGCAAAAACUCCGACUCGGCAUCAGGACGGGCGACGAGGAUCUAGUAAACCAAAAGCCGCAAAAGAGGAAGGCUCCGGAGGCACCCUCAGCUCAAAGACCCCCUCCACCCCCCCAGAUCCGUAUGCCUGUGCGCCCCGAUGGCCGUCCCGCAGAGUCAGAUCUUGUCCAACUCUCAGAUCGCCUUGCCGAGAAGAAUGCGGAGCUCAUCAUCGAGAUCGAGAAGAAGAUUCAGAACCACAUCGACUGGAACAAGAACUAUGUCGACCUCACUGGCAAGCCGCUGUCUCCCGUUCAGGGCCCAAGACAAGAUUUGGGCUUCAGACCUGCCAAGACGCAGUAUCUCAUGACGCCACCAGCGUCUGCAUCCUCAGGAUCCAUGGAUGAGCCCACCCCGAUGGAUCUUGAUAAGCCCAAACCCAACCCACCACCACCAGUAAAAUUCAGGGGCGUUGCCCAGGACGAACAAUCAUUGGCGCAUCCACCCUCAUAUCGUCGUCGUAUCGGCCGGUUGAACAGGUUGUGGAUCGACCGUCGUGGUUUACCUAGUCCAGCCCGAGACCUCAGUGAAGAACAGUCCGAUCGCUGGAAGUAUGAUCAGUCCUCUGAUGACGAGGACGACGCGCCGGUGUAUAUGCUGGACCCCUUUGAUACAAAGGCAUUGAGGUACCGUGCUUCAAUACCACUCCAGACGGUCACAAGACCUCCCCCACCGGUUAUCAACCGGCAGUUCAUCCCUCCGGGCGCCGUCCCACAACAACUUGCCCAAUCUUCUUUUGCUCCGGGACAACCACAACCGCAAUCACAACCUCAACCAAAUCAAUCACAAUCUCUCCCUCUACCUCAACCACAACAACCAGUAGCACAGCCACAGCCGCAACCGCAGCCCCAGGCUCAACCGGUGUCAUAAAAUUGGCGUUUGUAGGAGUGUUGUGUUGUCAUCUUUUUUAGAUAUCGUUUGGCUUUUUUCGCGGGCUGGUGGUCGAGCAGCCGAAUAAACUUCGGAAGACCGCUGCUGUGUAUACCCCUCAACUCUCGAUUGAUGCAUUUAGCGAUAUGGGGCCAGGGCUAAAGAGAAGGAUCUGGCCGGGGCGAGGCGUUUGGGUUGCGGCUUUUGCGUAGGUUUGGCGAAGUGGGGAACGGCUCAUGUAUAUAUGUAAACAAGUAGUCGUACCGAUAUCGUGUAGAUGGCGGCGGAUAGCUGAGACACGCGAGAAGCUGUGCAGCGACAACAGUAAUGAGAUACCAAAGCAGUAAAAUACCACUUCUGGCUCCCAUCAGUUGCUUCACGCGGUGUUGUAUUGUGCAGUGUGACUGAACCACGAAAGUGGCUAUGGCCAUCAAGCGUGGAGGCUGGUCUCGAUGUCUGUCAAGGCAUCUUCGCUUCUGGAAAGCCUGGAGGGCGAACGAAGCCUUAUAGACCGGGUGCGUCCGCGAGGUUGUUGCCCAGGGGAAAGCAGGAAUGAUCUCAGAGAUGUUCCGAGCGUUUGGUCAUCGGCAGCCCCGAGACAAGUGCUGCGAGCGUAUGCAUGUGCCACAUUUGGGCUUAGGUAACACACGGUGCUGCCCUGGGCCGAUGUGCGAAUUGGUCGGAGGUGUGCGAGAAUUUGCGAACCGGGUGGGCCAAUAGGAAACCAGCAAUCGAGCUGCGGUCCGACACAGGACGCUUCACAAGAAGACAGGAAGUUGGGAGGACGACAAAAGUGUCGAGAAAGAGAAAAAGGUGUUCCCUCG
This is a messenger RNA of Neurospora crassa OR74A, 2896 nucleotides long. RefSeq names its product histone acetyltransferase complex component Epl1. The record is from RefSeq and is a predicted model, not a curated record. The transcript is spliced from 3 exons. The coding region runs from base 303 to 2072 and encodes 589 amino acids. Gene Ontology annotation, biological process: regulation of transcription by RNA polymerase II. Gene Ontology annotation, cellular component: piccolo histone acetyltransferase complex. Lineage: Eukaryota; Fungi; Ascomycota; Sordariomycetes; Sordariales; Sordariaceae.